Babesia ovata is the source of this 741-nucleotide messenger RNA. RefSeq lists its product as uncharacterized. The transcript has a single exon. Lineage: Eukaryota; Apicomplexa; Aconoidasida; Piroplasmida; Babesiidae. Bases 1 to 741 code for a protein of 246 amino acids. The record is from RefSeq and is a predicted model, not a curated record.
AUGGCCAAGCUGACUAGGAUCGUGAAGAAGAUCCUACUGAAGGACGCCCCCGAGCGUGACGCUCGCCGACCAGAGCCAGCGCCUCCGCCUUCGGUCGAAUCCCUCGCCACCCGCGGCUUGGCGCAGCCAACUGUCGACUUCAGCAACUUGCCGAUCAUAGACGACCACGAGUUGCAGAUGCGCGCUAAGGCGAAGUCUUUGGUGAAGGUGAGCCGUAAGGGCUCGGGUAUCGCAAAGGAGCGCACUACCGCUUCUAAGUUCAAAACUACUGUCGUGCGUCCCAAGGUGAAGAACGCUGGCGCAUCCUCCAAAGCGGUUCUACCUGCGCCAGCCGAGGCCGCCGACUCGGAUUCCGACGCUCCACUCCCCGUUAAAAAAUCGGCCGGUGGCGCGAAGCAGGCCACGAAGACCAAGGCUAAGGCCGCAGCGCCCAGCACCAGGGUCAUCAAGAGCGAUUCACGAGGAAAGCGCAAGCGUGAAGCCCGCAAGGAGAUGUGGCGUCGAAAGUACGACUUCUCCAACGAGGCCAAGCGGCUCGUCACCGCAUUCCACGACGAGGACAAGCACGGACCCGCGCUGGCCAACCUUUCCGGCCUGAAGGGUGAGGUAUCGUCCCUAGAACGGAUGAUGCAGAGCGCACCUCCGGCGGCGCGCGAAUCUGCGAAGCCCAGCAGCAAGCGCCUGCUGCGUGCUAAGAUAAGGAACAAGGCGAUGCUGCAGGCCGCUAUGAAGAACACAUAA